Messenger RNA from Daldinia childiae, 1860 nucleotides. RefSeq names its product Vegetative incompatibility protein HET-E-1. The transcript is spliced from 6 exons. The record is from RefSeq and is a predicted model, not a curated record. Lineage: Eukaryota; Fungi; Ascomycota; Sordariomycetes; Xylariales; Hypoxylaceae. Bases 1 to 1860 code for a protein of 619 amino acids.
AUGGCGUCAACGUCGUCGGUUUCUCCUCAAGCGUCCGCUCCUCAAAGCGGUUUUGAUAAGGCCCUGGCCGCUUUCAGGAGUCGAUUGACUCCUUCUGAAACAGCACAAUUUCAAGUUGCCACACUUGAUGAUUUGAAAGUGACCAUAUUAGCCAUACAGAGAGACCAGCGAGAUCGGAAGAAGAUGAUGCACAUGGAUAGGAUCUCUUCAUUUUUGGAAGCUAUGGAGCAGUUUGGAAAAGUUGUUGAAACAUUCCUAAAUAUUUCCGAAAUGCUUGCAUUCAUAUGGGGCCCAAUAAAGCUUCUGCUUCUGACUGCUGCAACCUGGCUUGAGUCAUUUGACGCACUACUCGAUGCAUAUCAACUCAUUGCAGAGAACUUACCCACGUUCAAAAUCUACCAGAAUUUGUUCAGAGAGAGCGAUUCAAUGCAGGAACUUCUUCAAUGUAUUUGGGUCGAUAUCUUCGAUUUUCAUAUCCAGGCUUUGCGCAUUUUUGGGCAGUCCAUGAUACGACUUUUUUUUCGGUCCCUUUGGAAGGAUUUCAACGGCCGAUUUCAUCACAUUAUUAGCGAUCUUAAGCGCCAGAAAGCUCUUGUAGAAAGUUAUGCAACCCAAAUUCACAUCCAGAACUAUGAAUACGAUAGGCGAAAAACCCAAGAGGAAUUCGAACAGGCUCAGGCUCACCGUACCUCAGAAAAGAAGGCAUAUAUUAUGCAAUGGAUGAUGGCACCGAAGUCACUUUUAGAUCACGAAUUUCUCUGUUCUGUACGGAAAGAACAAUUGGACGUCACUAACCGACAAACAGCGCAUUGGAUUCUCCAGCAUAAUGAAAUCGAGGCGUGGGUAGCUCCCCAAGUACCCAAAUCUUCUAUUAUUUGGCUGAGUGGAAUUCCAGGGGCAGGUAAGAGUGUACUCACAUCUGUGAUCGUGGACGAGAUCAAAAAGAAGAAUCAUGGGCCUAUAGCGCUUUUCUAUUGCAAACAUCGAGAUCCAGAUAAGAAUACAUUCACAUCAAUCGCAAAAGGGCUCUUAAGUCAGUUAAUAAAUCAGCAAGACGAUCUUAUACCUUUCUACUACGACGAGGCAAUCAGGAGUGGGGAAAGUUCGUUACAUUCCACGAAGCUAUGCAAGAGACUCCUUCGCAACAUGCUACAGGCCGUUCCACUAGCGUUCUUGGUUAUUGACGGUAUAGAUGAAUGCGAUUCUACCGAAAGAAAAUGCACCUUGGAUUUUCUCAACAAUAUUAUCAAUAUUUGCGACAAUAAUAAGCCUGGAAAGAUACGGCUGUUCAUUUCCAGUCGUGACGAGUCGGAUAUUAGAAGAGCUCUUUUGAUGGGGACAAGGAUUGAGAUCAAUCGUGAAGACAUAAUAGAAGACCUAAAGGUGUAUAUUGGACACAGAGCUAGCGUGGUGCAGCGGAAGUUCGAGCUGGAUGCAGAAGAACAAGGAUAUAUCCAACAUAAUGUCUUAGAUAAGUCUGAUGGAAUGUUUUUAUAUGCCAAACUCGUCAUGGCUAAUCUAGAGGGCCAACCGACUCGUCAUCAUCUCCGCCAAGAGUUCGACAGUCUUCCAAGUGGUCUUGAGGAAGCUUACGAUCGAAAUCUACGCAGAAUUACGUCGAAUCCGAACAGAAAUCAAGCAGAAGUUGCCCGUAGGAUUCUUCUUCUAAUGGUUUGUGCGAGGAGACCUUUGCGAUGGCGAGAAGUUCAAGCAGCCAUUUCAAUCAGCCUAGACGAACAAGCCCUUGACAGCACGCGGCGACUAUCUCAAGGUUCUGACGUGACGGAAAUAUGUGGCUCAUUGAUUGAAGUCCUUCCCGGUGACUGUGUGGACUUUAUUCAUACCACUGCAUCCCUGUAA